Planococcus citri (citrus mealybug) is the source of this 2252-nucleotide messenger RNA. RefSeq lists its product as uncharacterized. The record is from RefSeq and is a predicted model, not a curated record. Bases 153 to 2183 code for a protein of 676 amino acids. The transcript is spliced from 2 exons. NCBI's taxonomy places the organism in Eukaryota, Metazoa, Arthropoda, Insecta, Hemiptera, Pseudococcidae.
UAUUCGGCUACACGACAACAGAAACUUGUCAGUUGAAACGUUAUACAUUUUCCAACGAUAACGAUAUUCUUGUUUCUUUUCCGCUCGAUUAAAUGUGAUUUUUUGUGCCGUUAAAAUUCUGAAUUUUUUGAUACAUUGUUUUCGAGUCAACAAUGUUCGAGUACGAUAGCGACAGUUCAUAUUCGAAUAGCGCGAGUGAUUCUCGAUCCGACUCUGACGAUUUUGACGAUUAUAGCGAAGAAGACUACAAUGAUAGUGAUAGCAAUGAUUCGUAUUUCAACCAUGACAGAAUCCGAGUCGUCAUGGGUAGUGGUUCCAGUUCUGAAGAAUCCGACUCAGACGAUGAGAUCUGCUACGAAGCUGAUCUUAAACCGACUUCGGUGCCAAGAUUAGAAAGAAUGGCAUUAUUUAGCGUGGCAAUCGCGUUAUGGAAUCAUGCCACCGUCGCGAUACCAGGAAUAAUAACGAAUCAUGGAGCAUGGCGUACAUCCUUGGACGACGAAGUACCUAAAUGGAUAGACGCGUUACCUAUUCCCAAAUCGUUUACUAAAUGUAUCACGAAACAUUUCAAUAACGUGAAAUUCAACGCGAACGAGUGGAUUUCUUACAUUUUUCGAGCAGUAUUCUUGAAACAAGGCCGAAAAACGGACUUAUAUCAGUAUAUCAAUCUCAUCGUUUGGUAUCCCAAUGACUCGAUUAAUUCUGUCGCAACGGCUCGAAAUUUGCUGCAAUCCGAUAAAUUAACCAAGGAAGAGAAGUUCCGGUUGGCGUGUACGUAUUGCAUGCAAGAAGACGUAGAAAAAAUCUGGCCAACAACUGAUGAGAAUGCUGUCCUCGAUAAAUUUCGCUUCGUCGAAUUUCCUUUGAUAUGCUAUUGGAAACGUUAUUGCGCCGAAAAAUUAGAUAAGACACGUGCGCCUAGAAAACUGUACAAAGACGAGAUCAUGAUUCAGCAAGAUUUUGUCGAUAACUGGCCAGCAAUCGAGUAUUUUUUCGAUCGUUUGGACGUCGAACAACGAGUUUCUAAAGUUAUUUGGUUUGUCGAAAAAGGAUCAUCUUUUCAAAAAUUAUUACUCGCGAAACUGGACGAAUCUCGACGCUUACCAGUGAUCAUGGAGAAACUUAGCACUAUCAUGAGUAACUUCGCAGACUUGAAAUCCGAAGAUGGCCACGAAUGUGUCGUUGAAAUGUGGUACGAUGUUCGCAGUUUCAUCACCCAAGAUCAGUUCGUUACCUUAUUCAACGAGCUUUUGGUCAACUCGACCGAAGCCUCCAGUUUAAUGGAAAUUUGGAACUCUACUCCUGAUGAUUUCAAGCGUCAUAUUUUCAAAUCCGACUACGUUAAUUUUGUCAAGAAAGUAAUGCGGUGGUUCGCCAUUAAAGGAAACAAAGAAAUCUCUUUCGUGUCAUCGCUGUUGUUGGAGAGCGCCGAUGUAGAUUCGUUACGAGAAAUAACAAAAACAACAUUUUUCAGCAAAGAAUGCUGUAGGCAAUUUCUAUGUUACAGUGAUGUCGAAUUGCUAGACCAGCUCAUUAAUAUAUUUCUUCCCGAAGCAGCUGAAUCGACUAGUUUCAAGCUAUCUCUGGCCAAAACUGCGUAUUUUCGUAAACGUUGCAAAGAAUUGAUAUCCGGUCUUCAAAUUCAAACACUCGUGAAAUUUCUGGAUUUCGGUUUCUCGAAAAAUGAUCCGUCAGCGGUACAGUUUAUGCGUCAGAUGUUGGACCCGCAUUUGGGGUAUCUUAAUCAGAAAUGCUCGGGUUAUUAUUCGACCGGUAAUUUAAAAGGCUUGAAUGACUUUCUGGCUUUACUCGCAUCAUCGUAUCCUGAAAUAGUUGCAGACUAUAAAAAGAAACUACUCUUUGGUCCGCGUGGUAUCGAAGCUUGCAUGAAUCAUUUCGGUCCUUCGUAUGAUAUUCUGGCUGCAGUUAUAGCUGAUGGUAUACCGAUCGAAUCGGUCGCCGAGUUUAAAAAGAAGAUCAUUCUUUCACCCAAGGCGAUCGAUAAAUUACAGAAAAUGAUACUCGACGGACUGUUGAGUGAUGCAGAAAACUGCGCUCGCUGGUUUCUCGAAUCAGACUCGGAUAGGAAAGAAUUGAGGACGCUGUUGAUCGAUCGGCUGAAUGAUGAAAAAUCUUGCGUUGAGCCUGAAACGACAAAAAAGUUCUCUGAAUUUUUAUUGUAGCUAUUUUUGCCUGUUGUGUUGAUUCGUUCCAUUUCAAUUUGUCGAAGUUUUACCUUGGGUUUUUAUGGA